CUUCGAGCCAAAAAAAAGACAAUUUAAAUUCCGCGUUUCCUGCUGCUUUUCCUAUUGCUGCUUGUCCAAUGGCAACUUCGUCCACUGCACCACCACCGCCCACGCCUUCCUAUAUUUUCCGAGGUCAUACGGCUGCAGUUAACUCUGUUCGUUUUUUUGAUCAUAAUAAAUAUUUUGUCUCUGGAGACGCGGAUGGGGUCAUCUUUGUAUGGAAACUACGCACGCGUCGGCCCGUCCUGACAUGGAAAGCACAUGAAGAGAGUUGCCUUUCAGUGAAUCUCAUCGGCAAUGACAAGCUUCUCAGCCAAGGGAGGGACAACAGCAUUCAUGUUUGGCAACUGCCUUGUUUGGAAACUGAUUCCAAAGAAAUACCAAAGAAACUAUCCACCAUCGUCUAUGACUCUCUCAAUUUCUGUAAGCUUUGUGUAUGUAAUAUAAAAGAUAAUGAUACCCUUCUCUGUUUUCCAUCCCUUGGUGAUACUUCGUUGGUUGACAUUUAUAGCUUGCAAGAGCAACGCUGGAUCAUCCGCGGUAUUGGUAACGCCGAUGCGGAGGACAAGAAAGCGGCAACAGGCAUUUGUAUGGCCGUGCGAAUAUUGCUGUUGGAAGACACUGUACACAUUGUAUCAGGUUACGAGGACGGAUCCGUAGUUCUAUGGCGGAUUAAAGAGAACAACGUCCAAUGCAUCUGGCGAAACAAAUAUCAUAAAGAACCAGUGUUAGAUCUUGCAGUGGAUCCAUUGAAAUCCUUUAUCUACUCGACUUCUGCUGAUAACCAAGUUAUCCGCCAUGACGUUCAUAGUGGAAAACAUCACAUCGUACCCACAAAAAAGUCGGGCGUAGCUGCAGUGGCUAUACGCGAAGAUAAUAAGAUUCUUGCCACCGCUGGAUACGACGGCAAGAUUCGUAUUUUCUCCAUCAAGUCGCAGAAACCCUUGGCAGUAUUAUCCUACCAUCAGGAUAGCGUCUAUGCGCUCGAUUUUGCCGAACUAACCAAAGAACAUUACAUGCUUUCCGGAGGCAAAGAUAAUCGUAUCGCCCUGUGGUCGAUCUAUUGAAUUUUUUAUCCGUCAUCACCAUUGUACUUUUACCUUGUCAGCACAACUUGGUCUGCAUUGGCAAUUUCGCUAUUCACAUAUAAAGAAACAAAGAAAUACAUUAUAUGAUAUCCCACU
Molecule: messenger RNA, 1175 nt
Organism: Radiomyces spectabilis
Lineage: Eukaryota; Fungi; Mucoromycota; Mucoromycetes; Mucorales; Radiomycetaceae
Product: WD40-repeat-containing domain protein
Exons: 7
Coding region: 69-1058 (329 amino acids)
Molecular function (GO): protein binding
Source: RefSeq, a predicted model, not a curated record